AGAACAAAUCUGUCCAACCAACCCCCCCUCCAACAGCAGCAACAAUAUGCUCAACGAGCAGGUGGUUAUCUCAACCUUCCGCCCAACACCAGACACCUCUAGUACUGCAACAGUAGAACCUGCGAUUGCCAUUUACGAUUUGCACACAUACUCCCAAAUUGCCGUCUUCAAACGAUCCACAACUGCUAAGAAUUGCCUUGCAGUAACAGAUUCACAUCUAUUUGCUGCACAAAGCGAUAAGGCAGUUGUGAACAUAUACAGUCGAGAGAAAGGAAAUUUAGAGACUACAGUUCCCUUCAAAGAAAGAUUUACUGUUCUUGAGGCUGGCAGUAAGGAAAUUGUUGCUGGAGGAACUGAAGAUGGAAGACUGAUGCUUUGGGAGGUUUGUUCGAAAUGCUUUCUGGGCCGGAGAGAAUUCUAAUGAGAAUAGACUGCUACAGGGCGAUAUAUAUCUACUCAACAGGCUCACCUCCAGAAAGUUACCAGCAUAGUCUUUGACUGCUCUUCGAACUUUGUUAUCACUGGCUCUGCCGAUAGUAAUGUGUAUGUCUGGUCGAUACCUGCUCUCCUCGACAUACGAACUGGCGAACGCUCGCCUUUACAUAUUCUGGAUCGACACACUCGAGAGAUUACAGCGCUUGCUACCGGGAGAGCGGCAGCUGGUGGGCCUUCCGAUAUUCUACUCACGGCCUCCCGGGAUCAGUCUGUUGCCGCCUGGGACUUCCACACCGGCACACAUCUGCGAACUUACAUCUUUUCUUCGAUUCCGACGUGUCUUGCCACUGACCCCGUAGAUCGAGCAUUUUACGCGGGGCUGGAAGAUGGAGGAAUACAAUGUGUGGACUUCUUCAACCCAACCGGUGGUGUGGAUGAUACUGCCUCAAAUCCGCUAUUCACCACAGGAUUUAGGGACAUACCCGUUACAUUGCCUGAGAAGCGUUGGAUUGCUUCUGGCACUGGAGGUAUCAUAACCGCUCUAGACGUAGUUUUUGAAGGAAACUAUGUUGUUUCGGGGAACGAGAACGGAGAUGUUUGCGUCUGGGACGUUGCGACGGGCCAUAUGUUUCGGAGUCUUGUUAAAUUCAAAGGUACCGCUCAGACUCCGUAAACACUAAGAUUCAGGGGAAUGUGCUCAUAGUUACUAGCAAGUAUCGCGAGUUUGAAAAUCCUUCCUCCAACCGGCUUCAUGCCUGUGCAUCCAGAAAUUUCGGAGCAGAAACAUCAGCAAACCAACAUAUCAAAGCCUCGCUAUGAUGCCAUUGCAUCAUCCUCGACUCCCGACCUCUGCGGAUAUGCUGCCUCAACAAAAUUGCUUACACCCUCUCUUCCCGGGGUGGUUACCUCCCCAUUGGCGUCCACGCCAGUCAACUUGUCAAGUUCAUUUUCGCCAGAGAGCGACCUACGUACACUACAGCAACAGGCAGAUGAGAUGGCGGCUUAUAGGCCUACGUUGGCACCAAAACACAAGACCGAAGCGCUAGAGGCCGAACUUAGGAUCCUAUAUGAACAAUAUGACAGGCUAGCAACGUUGCACAAUAUGACAUGGGAGGGCAUAGUGAAAGAGAGCCUGGAGUAAAUUCUUUCGUUCGAAAGGCAUCGGCAAUUAGGUCUGCCAGGAUACCAUAGCUGUAAGAUAUAUUUCUCGAAAAGUUUUUUUACACCAAAUUACAGACAUUUGCCACCUU
This is a messenger RNA of Tuber aestivum (summer truffle), 1685 nucleotides long. NCBI's taxonomy places the organism in Eukaryota, Fungi, Ascomycota, Pezizomycetes, Pezizales, Tuberaceae. The record is from the annotation of a GenBank genome assembly.